This is a messenger RNA of Tachysurus fulvidraco (yellow catfish), 1242 nucleotides long. RefSeq names its product GTPase IMAP family member 6-like. The transcript has a single exon. The record is from RefSeq and is a predicted model, not a curated record. NCBI's taxonomy places the organism in Eukaryota, Metazoa, Chordata, Actinopteri, Siluriformes, Bagridae. Gene Ontology annotation, molecular function: GTP binding. Bases 1 to 795 code for a protein of 264 amino acids.
AUGAACCAGACUGAUGAACCUAUAGCUGAUUUCACUGUCAUCCACAAGACUGAGAGCAUGAAGGAGGAGGUGGCUGGGAGAAAGGUGACUGUUGUGGAGACCCCUGACUUUUUCUCAGCUGAACUCUCUCAGGAGAAAAUAAGAAAGGAUGUCCAAGAAGCUAUCAAUUUGUCUAAGCCCGGACCCCAUGCCUUGAUCCUGAUAAUACCUGUAAAGCUUUCAGAAGACAACAAAGUUAUUGUAGAGGAUUUAAAAGUUACUUUUUUAAAGAUGGAAGAGAUCUUUGUAGAGAGGUUCUGGAAACACACCAUGAUCAUAUUCAGUGUUAGUAAUGAACCUCUGAAGAUGAAGAUUGAGGAGUUUAUCCAAUCAGGAGACCAGGAGGUCCAGACACUUGUACAGAAAUGUGAGUACGAGUGUGACUUUCUCAUGACAAAGGACAACAAAGUUGGUCCUCAGGACUUAGAGUAUCUGCUGGAGAAGAUAGAUAACAGGGAAGGUGGAAACGUAAAGGACUUCUACAGUAGUGAGGUUUAUCUGAAGACACUAGCUUCGAUUGGAGGGAUUGAGAAAAAGAUCAACAAUGAACUAGAGAAUCUUGAUGAUCCAGUGAAUGAACUGAUGAGAAACAAAGAACAGAACAAAGAAGAAACAAAGAGAAAUGGAAAGGUAGAGCAAGAAGAGUCAGAGCAAAGUCCAAAAGAGGGGAAAAUUGUUGAAGGACUAAAUGACAACAUGGUGAUACAGAAAGUGAAUGAAGAGUGCAUGGAGACAGAGAGAAAGUCUGAAAUAUAGACUUUCCUGUCUGGAAUCUGGAGAGAUUUUUUGAAUUCUAGCAUGAAGAUGCAAGAAGAGAUUGAAGGAAAGAAUAGACAGAUCAAGGAAGAUGAUAAAAUCCAUUGAGAAUUGCUUGACAGUUUUCUAUUUCCGUACAAAUCUAAAUAUUCAGGAAUGUAAAUCCUCUUUUUCCUCCUUUUUCCUAUUCCAAUUAAUUGUAUUCUUGGUUUGCAAUGCUAAAUAGUAAUAAUAACAAAUAGAUUGCAGUGUUAUAUGUAGUAGAUAAUGAGUAAUCAUUGUAUUUUACUGUCACUGUCAGACGUUUUAGCUUUGCCUUGCACUAAAGCUCUAUAAAUUAGAGAAUGCUACCAGUUCAGCACUGAAUACAUUACAUGAUAUUUCUCUUGUGAUAAGUCACUCUGUAUCUCAUUAUAUACCGCUUAUAAACGCUUAUAAACACCUUCA